CAAUGACGCGGUGUGGCACAGCCCGGCGCCAACCCCGCCAUGUCCGCAUCCCACCUCCCAUGCUCCAAGAGCUAUCUCCCACGCCAAACGUGAUAGCCUUCCGUACCAUUUCGUUCGUCUUUCCUUCACAUACUCGCGAAUAUGGCACCCUCUCAGUCUCUGGUCAACAAGCUCAAGGUGCAGCUCAAGCUGUCGAUUUCGCGGCUUCGCAUGGUGCAGCAAAAGGACUCGGCGAAAGCAAAACAGCAAAGACGCGAGAUGGCGCAGCUCAUCGAGAUCGGCAAGGUCCAAUCCGCGCGGAUACGCGUCGAGAACAUCAUCCGCAGCGACAUCACCACUGAACUCCACGAAAUCCUCGAGCUCUACUGUGAGCUGCUCCUCGCGCGCUCCCAGCUCCUCGACCAGACAACCCCCUCGCACUCGUCUACACCGAUCCCGCUUGACCCCGCUCUCGAAGAGGCAGUGCGAAGCAUAAUAUAUGCGGCGCCGCGCACGGAGAUCAAGGAGCUGCAUCAAGUCCGAGCGUUCCUUGUGGAGAAGUUCGGGAAGGAGGUAGCAGUUGCGGCGAUGGAGGGCGAGGGCGUAGCAGAGCGUGUCGCAAAGAAGCUAGAGGCCAAGACACCGAGCGAAGAGCUGGUAGACGCAUACCUAGGCGAGAUUGCACGGUUCUAUGGCGUUCCGUUUGGUGCGCCUAAGACGUCGUCCGACGACGACGAGCCCAGUGGUGGUGUGGCAGAAGAAGCAGACACAGAGGUCUCGCUGACCGCAGAUGGGAAGAAGGACAGUGAGAGGGAAGAGCUGGUCAAGGCAACCCCACCCAGAACAGUAGGACCGCAGAGCCCGCUGAGAGUCGUACCGCCGAGCCCAAGUACGGACAACGUUGCGCCGAGGUUGAAGCUGCCUGGCGCGGCGGCAGCAAAGGUACAGAAGGCGGCUGAGAAGAAGCCAGCAGCGAGCGACAACGGUCCUGGAGGGAAAAUACCAGAUGUAGACGAGCUAUCGAGGCGGUUCGCUGAGCUGAAGCGGUGAGCCGCGGUUACAAAGGUUUGAAUUGGUAUUAGGGUAAUACUGCGAUAAGCGCCUCUUUACACUACUAUACAUCUACAUGAUGCUUAAUGCAAGCAAUAAGCUACAUGCUUUCGCCACAACUCAACGACAGCUUCGUAAAGCGUUACGAGUAACGCGAGUAUGUGGCUGCUGUGGCUG
Messenger RNA from Boeremia exigua, 1206 nucleotides. Its product is annotated as increased sodium tolerance protein-like protein 1. The record is from RefSeq and is a predicted model, not a curated record. Gene Ontology annotation, biological process: protein transport. NCBI's taxonomy places the organism in Eukaryota, Fungi, Ascomycota, Dothideomycetes, Pleosporales, Didymellaceae. The transcript is spliced from 3 exons. Bases 142 to 1029 code for a protein of 295 amino acids.